AUGUUGUGCCAAGAAUACGAACACGAAUUAAUCCUUGGCCAAAUGAUUUUCAUUGCAAUAGGUGUUCGUGAUUUUUGCGCCAAACGAACGGCUAAUGCAGUUUGUAGAAAAAGGCAAAUACUGGAAGCAGUUGCUGAAAAAACACGAAAAUUACGAGAAGAUAGUCAUCGUCGAGUGAAGCAACGUAAAAUACAACUUGAAAAAGAAGGCGAAGAAAAACGAAAAGAAUCAUCAAUUAAAAUUAAACAACAGGCUAUAAAAACCAUUUCAAAUAGAGGACGCAAAGUUCAUGACCUACCUGGCACACCUGUUGCUAAGCGUACGAGAAAUGCUCUUGGUUUAAUGCCAAUUGAUAAGCGAUUUUGUUGCAGAGGAACGGUAAUGGAGAAUUUCCUCAAUUAUGCUACUAUUUGUAAAACUGAAGAGAAGUCCAUAAGUGAUUAA
This is a messenger RNA of Brugia pahangi, 444 nucleotides long. Lineage: Eukaryota; Metazoa; Nematoda; Chromadorea; Rhabditida; Onchocercidae. The record is from the annotation of a GenBank genome assembly.